AUGCUGUCGAGGACCUCCCAAAGAACGGCACAGACGCUCCUGCGGGGCGCGAAGCCUGCAUCACGAUGCGGCCCGUCAAUGGCUACACGAACAAUGGCCACGGUUGGUCAGGACAUCUUCAAGCCCACCAAGUUCGGCGGCAAAUACACCGUUACCCUGAUUCCUGGUGACGGUAUCGGUGCCGAGGUCUCUGAAUCGGUCAAGCAGAUCUUCAAGGCAGACAAUGUGCCUGUCGAGUGGGAGCAGGUCGACGUCUCUGGUGUAGAGACAGGUAACAUCCACUCCGAAGAGCUCCUCCGCGAGUCCAUCGCCUCGCUCAAGCGCAACAAGCUCGGUCUUAAGGGUAUUCUACAUACUCCCGUCGAGCGAUCCGGCCAUCGCUCUUUCAAUGUCGCCCUUCGCCAGGAGCUCGAUAUCUACGCCUCGAUUGUUCUGCUCAAGAACAUCCCCGGCUACGAGACGCGCCAUAAGGACAUUGAUUUCUGCAUCAUUCGUGAGAACACCGAGGGCGAGUACUCUGGUCUCGAGCACCAGUCGGUCAGCGGCGUUGUUGAGUCGCUUAAGAUCAUCACCCGUGAGAAGUCGGAGCGCAUUGCCAAGUUUGCUUUUGCAUUUGCGCUCGCCAACAACCGCAAGAAGGUCACUUGCAUCCACAAGGCCAACAUCAUGAAGCUUGCCGAUGGUCUCUUCCGCAACACGGUUAAGAGGGUCGGUGAAGACUACCCAACUCUAAAGACCGACGACAUGAUCGUCGACAACGCCUCCAUGCAGUGUGUCUCGAGGCCACAGCAGUUCGAUGUCAUGGUCAUGCCUAACUUGUACGGAGGCAUCUUGUCUAACAUUGGUGCCGGACUUGUCGGUGGCCCUGGUAUCGUUCCCGGAUGCAACAUGGGCCGCAACGUCGCUGUCUUUGAGCCCGGAUGCCGCCACGUCGGUCUUGAUAUCAAGGGCAAGGACCAGGCCAACCCGACCGCUCUUAUCCUCUCCGCUGCCAUGAUGUUGCGACACAUUGGUCUCGAUGACCACGCCAACCGCAUCUCGCAGUCCGUGUACAAGGUUAUUGCUGAUGGGCAAGUUCUACCCUUUUACAACAAAACCCGCACACGUGAUAUGGGAGGCAACUCCACCACUCACGAGUUCACCCGUGCCAUCCUGAACCAAAUGGAGAAGGCAUAA
Cucurbitaria berberidis CBS 394.84 is the source of this 1176-nucleotide messenger RNA. Its product is annotated as isocitrate dehydrogenase subunit 1 mitochondrial precursor. Gene Ontology annotation, molecular function: NAD binding; isocitrate dehydrogenase (NAD+) activity; magnesium ion binding. NCBI's taxonomy places the organism in Eukaryota, Fungi, Ascomycota, Dothideomycetes, Pleosporales, Cucurbitariaceae. The record is from RefSeq and is a predicted model, not a curated record. The coding region runs from base 1 to 1176 and encodes 391 amino acids. The transcript has 5 exons. Gene Ontology annotation, biological process: isocitrate metabolic process; tricarboxylic acid cycle. Gene Ontology annotation, cellular component: mitochondrion.